Molecule: messenger RNA, 1677 nt
Organism: Pyrgilauda ruficollis (rufous-necked snowfinch)
Lineage: Eukaryota; Metazoa; Chordata; Aves; Passeriformes; Passeridae
Gene: NMD3
Product: NMD3 ribosome export adaptor
Exons: 16
Coding region: 19-1602 (527 amino acids)
Biological process (GO): ribosomal large subunit export from nucleus
Cellular component (GO): nucleus; cytoplasm
Molecular function (GO): ribosomal large subunit binding
Source: RefSeq, a predicted model, not a curated record
GCCGCGUGUUCCGCAGCCAUGGAGUACCUGCCGGCCCCCGCGGCCCCGGCGCAGGGACACAUCCUGUGCUGCCAGUGCGGUGUCCCCAUCCCGCCCAACCCGGCCAACAUGUGCGUGGGCUGCCUGCGGGCCCAGGUGGACAUCACCGAGGGCAUCCCCAAGCAGGGCACGGUGCACUUCUGCAAGCAGUGCGAGAGGUACCUCCAGCCUCCAGGAACCUGGAUCCAGUGUGCCUUGGAAUCCAGAGAGCUCCUGGCUUUGUGUCUGAAGAAAAUCAAAGCUUCCCUGAGCAAGGUCCGGCUGAUUGAUGCAGGAUUCAUUUGGACAGAACCACAUUCCAAGAGGCUCAAGCUCAAAUUGACUGUUCAGAAAGAGGUGAUAAAUGGGGCAGUUCUGCAGCAGGUGUUUGUGGUGGAGUACAUUGUUCAGUCCCAGAUGUGUGAAGACUGUCACAGGAUUGAAGCCAAGGAUUUCUGGAAAGCUGUGGUGCAAGUCAGGCAGAAGACUGUGCACAAGAAGACUUUUUACUAUUUGGAGCAGCUGAUUUUGAAGCACAGGCUCCAUCAAAACACACUAAGAAUCAAAGAAAUCCACGAUGGCCUGGAUUUCUAUUACUCUUCCAAGCAACAUGCCCAGAAGAUGGUGGACUUCCUUCAGUGUACAGUUCCAUCCAGAUCCAAAUCAUCCCAACGUUUGAUCUCCCACGACAUUCACAGUAAUGUCUACAACUACAAAAGCACUUUCUCUGUGGAAAUUGUUCCCAUAUGCAAGGACAACGUUGUGUGUCUGUCACCCAAGCUGGCCCAGAGUCUGGGGAACAUGAGCCAGAUCUGUGUGUGCAUCAGAGUGACCAGCACCAUCCACCUCAUCGACCCCAGAACUCUGCAGAUUGCUGAAAUUGAUGGGAACACCUACUGGCGCCACCCCUUCAACAGCCUGUUCCACCCCAAGCAGCUGGAGGAGUUCAUCAUCAUGGACAUCAGCAGGGUCAAUGAGAGGAAAAAAGGUGCUGGGGCAGGGGCUCGGUCAAACAAGCACACUCUGGCUGAAGCCUGGGUCAGGAAAACCUCGGAGCUGGACACAGAUCACCAAUAUUUCUGCUGCACUCACCUGGGGCACAUCCUGAAUCCUGGGGACCUGGUCUUGGGCUUUGACUUGGCCAACUGCAACCUAAAUGACGAAUUUGCCAACAAGAUGAACCCCCAGCAUAUUCCUGAUGUGGUGCUGAUCAAGAAGAGCUACGACCGCUCCAGGCGGCAGCGCCGCAGGAACUGGAAGCUGAAGGAGCUGGAGAGGGACAGGGAAGCCUCAGACACAGAUGAUGAAAGACAAUACCAGGACUUCCUGGAAGAUCUGGAAGAGGAUGAGAACAUCAGGAAAAAUGUCAACAUUUACAGAAAUGCAGAUAUUCCAGUGGAGAGUGACACAGAUGAUGAUGGAGCUCCACGGAUCAGCCUGGCUGAAAUGCUGGAAGAUCUCCACAUUUCCCAGGACGCCACUGGAGGGGAGGGGGCAGAAAUGCUGACAGAAAAACUUCCCUGCAAAGCCCUUGAUCAGAAAGAUUGGAAAAUCCUGUGGAGUGUGAUGAGUAUUGAACUCUAGCCCAUGUCUGGAUCAGUGGAUUCAAAGCAACGUGCUCAGCAAUUAAUUAAUAAACCAGCUAUAAAGGAUUAAAAA